AGAAACACUCAACCGCUUCAAAGAAACACUCAUCCGCUUCUCCUCUCCGUCUCAUCACUCGCCUAUCUCCCUCUCUUGAUUCAUCCAAACACUCAGCGGCCGGAGGAACAAGUUCAGAUGGCGCGAAUGGAAAACGAAACGAGGAUCGUGUUCAAUGGUGAACGAAAGGAGGAUCGAAACAGGGUUGUGUUCGAUGGAGAAAUUUCUUGUUCUCACUUCUCUCACUCACUCAUUCAUGGUGAGUAAAGGACUUUGAACCAAUUAUCUCACUCUACAGGUGAUUAGGGUUUGCGUUUUUCAUUUAUUGUUGUUGUUUCUAUCACUCUCUCAGUUCUCUAACUCUAAUGUAUGUUACCUGUUCUUAACAAGGAUUUUAACAAGGUCAAAGUGGAAUGGUUCAAGGUCAAAGUGGAAUGGAAGUUAACUGUAAGUGUAUUAACUAGAAGAGAUGUUGCUAAUUGUUGUGUUUAAACUGGUAUUGGUAUGUUUAAACUGAAACUAAAACUGAUGUAUGUUGAAACUGAAACAAAAAUAAUGUUGUUCAAUCGAGCUUUGUUCGUUUGGGGAGUUACUAUCUUGACUAUUCUAGGUUACACAAAGUUACUACAAAGAGUUAGUUACACACUCUCUUGACUAUAUGCUUUGCCAACUAUGAUAGGAAGUGCUUUCCUCUCUGCAACUGUUCAGACCUUAGUUCAGAAACUUGCUUCCAAAAAAUCUCUUGAUUACACCGGUUCUAUUCUAGAUUCUUCCUGCCAAUGAGCUUUAUUUCUACUGAAGAUGGCUCUUCUAGGUAUGUAACUAACUCUUUGUUUGUCUUUGAAGGGUUUACAAGGGUUAUUUUAUAUGGCAUCAUUUACAAGGGUAUAUUUAUAUUCUAUUAUAAUCCUUAUUCUAUACACUUUUGUCAUUAUAUUGAAAACCCUAAAAUUUCUUCUAUUUUAUUAACAAUUUUAUUGUAUUUCCUGUUUCUUCCUUUAAAAUAUUAAAAAAAAAAAAAGCUAAUUUUUAAUUUCUUUCUUGAUCUUCUUUGACUUUUUCUGCAAACUAAAAUAGCCAUAGGUUCCUAUAUAGCGAUUAUAAUAUAGCUAAAGUGUAUUUUAUGUCUGCAUGUUGUUUUCAACUUUUCACAUUUUCAUAUAUAAAUCAAACUAACAAACAACGUAGCUGAAUCACGUUGAAGUUUGGUGGUUCUGAAUUUUCUAGAAAAAUGAGUGUGAAUUUUGUGGUAGUUCAAUUGAAUGGGUUGCUAUUGUUCAACUUCAAAUUCAAAGAAAGUUAAAACGCCAGGUUAUGAAGAUCCAACCGUUCUUGCUUCUGAGACACCUUGUGAGUAUCCAUCAUCAUUAACUGUUACUGUGAGUGAAGUAGAUGCAUUGUAUGAACUCUAUUUGAAGUCAAGCAAUUCAAUUAUUCAAGAUGGUCUUAUUCACAAGGAAGAAUUUCAGCUAGCACUGUUUAGAAAUGAAAAUCAAAAGAAUCUGUUUGCUGACAGGAUCUCUUGGUGUUUUUCAUCCAAACACACCUUUAGAAGACAAAAUUGCAUGUUGUAUGAUUUGAGACAAACAUGGUACAUUGAAAGAGAGGAGUUAAAGGAAAUGGUAUUGGCACUUUUGAAUGAAUCAAAUCUUUUUCUUUCGGAUGAGAUGAUAGAAUCGAUUGUGGAUAAGACAUUUGAAGAUGCUGAUACAAAAGAUGAUGAAAGAAUCGAUCAAGAUGAGUGGAAAGCUUUUGUUUCUCAGCACCCAUCUUUAAUCAAGAACAUGACUCUCCCAUAUCUAAAGGAUAUUACUAUGGCAUUCCCCAGUUGUAUUUCAAGAACAGAAGUUACUCAGAGCUGUGAGUAAUUGAGGAGUUUUCAUGCUUAUUCACUAGUGAAUUGUUAUUUAUAGUGUACUUUUACAUAUUUAU
This is a messenger RNA of Vicia villosa (hairy vetch), 1911 nucleotides long. RefSeq names its product calcineurin B-like protein 7. Bases 1242 to 1847 code for a protein of 201 amino acids. The record is from RefSeq and is a predicted model, not a curated record. Gene Ontology annotation, molecular function: kinase binding; calcium ion binding. Gene Ontology annotation, biological process: calcium-mediated signaling. The transcript has 7 exons. NCBI's taxonomy places the organism in Eukaryota, Viridiplantae, Streptophyta, Magnoliopsida, Fabales, Fabaceae.